AUGAGCGAUCCAUUAUGUCAAUUGAUGGAAGAUGUUGAAGGAUUAUGUAAACGUUGUUAUCAUCUUCAAAAAUCGAAUAAUGAUAUGUAUGAUUACAUAAAAGAAGAUCAUCAAUUACAAGAAUAUAUUGAUGAAAACGAGCAAAUUAUUGAAAAAUAUCAUCGCAAAAUAAAUGAAAUUUUUCAUUUUAUGAAAGAUAAUAGUGAUAAAAAAGACGAAAUACAUUUAUCACCUACUGUGAUCGAUUACAAAAGAAUGGAAGCAGAGCAAAAACGAUUAUGUAGUGAGAAGAAAAACAAAUUAGCAGAAAACUCAAUGAAUCACGAACAAGUUUCAUCAGAUGAUAAGGGCGCAUAUUUGUAG
Messenger RNA from Rotaria socialis, 363 nucleotides. NCBI's taxonomy places the organism in Eukaryota, Metazoa, Rotifera, Eurotatoria, Philodinida, Philodinidae. The record is from the annotation of a GenBank genome assembly.